CAAACACGCACUCCGUUGGCGGAUUGGAACAAAGGAUAUAGGACACAGGAGUUCAGGAUUUCAGGACACACACAACCACCCAACGUUAUGGGGCGGCCAAAAUCCGGCCAAGGCUUUGGGUCACCUGCCACCAGUUCAUUAAUGAUCUAUGCAUUAAUGUGGCUCGCUUUGGCCAUGACAAUGGAGGCCAUAGAUGCCCCACUGCCCCUAUCCCUGGCGGAGUACCCGCUCGGCCUGUCGCUGGAACAUGGCAGCAAACACCAUUACCAGGAUGCGGGUGUGGACUCGUUGCCGGGAUUAACAGGAUAUACGCGAAAUUAUUAUGGCCCCACUGACACUGCAGCCGGCGAUGACUUGGCAACAUAUGGAAAUUAUGCUCACAAACUCCUGGCCGCCACCCAUCAACAGCACCAUCGCCAUUCGCAAUCCUCCCUUGGCACCACGGCCAAUGGCUUUGUGCCCUUCUACUACAACAGCAAACUGCACUCGCCAUUCACCGCGGAUGAGGAGCCGCGUCGCGACCCAUCCGCCAAUAUCGAUUUUGUCAUUAAUACGGCAAAUUAUGAGCCAAAUUCCGCUGGCUACGAUGUGGAGCCACAUCAUGGGGAGCAGCACUACGAAAGCUAUGCAUAUCGGCCGCGGGUGCAGUUUGCCACAUCGCUACCCGGUCCCAGCGAUUACCAUUUCGAACAAAUUUCCAAUUACCGGGAGAAUCGCCAGCGGGAGCAGGAGGUGGAGCAACAUCAGCAGCAGCAGCACCAGGAGCAGGAGGAUAUUACUAGUAUCUAUGCGCGGCUCAAAGAACUCCAGACACCGGCCAAUCCAGUUAAGCGUCAGCAGGAAGAGUCCCUAUCGAGUCAUCAUCCAAACCGGGAGCAAAGCCAGCCACUGGAGCAGCGACAUUAUCAGCAACCUGAAAGCAGACAGCUGCAACAGCCACACUUGCAACAACAUCUGCAACAAAAGCGGCCACAUGCGCUGCAAUAUCCUCAGGAUCAACGGCAUCACCAGCGCCUGGGAGUUGCCCAGGACCAGCAGAUGUUGUACUCUCACAAGGAUAGCCAGAUUGCAGAUCUCCCAGCCAUAACCACCAGUGUGCACCAUACUCCGGAGAGCAGUAAAGCGGUAGCCGGAUUGCCGUUGGCCAAGCACAUCGAGAUCACUAAGAGUGUGCCCAUCACCCACUAUCAGAAGCAGCAUGUGCCCUUCAAGCAGAACGUCCAGGUGCAAGUGCCACGAACCGUGAUCGCAGCCAUACCCAAGCCCAUGCCCAUCAAAAUACCAGUGGCCCAAACGGUGGCCGUGCCCCAGAUGCAAGAGGUUAAGAUUCCCAUCGAACGGGUGAAGCCGGUGCCCGUGGAGCGGCCCAUUCCCUUUGUGGUUGAGCGCAGGGUACCCUACCGAGUGGAGAAGCCGGUGGUCUCGCCAGUUUAUUAUCCGUAUCCGGUCAAAGUGCCAGUGGUGCGCACGGUGGUGCACAAGCAGCGCCCCCACUACGUGGCACCCGGCUGGAGUGCCAACGGCAAUCAUCUGCUGGGAUGAGUCUAUCUUAAGAAUAAAUUCUUAAGCCAGUUUUAUACCCUUGCAAAAGGGGUUUUUUGAUUUGUAAAGUAAAAGUACAAACUGUAGGGUAGUCGAUAAAUAUAUUUUUGGUGGAAUGUUCUUAAGUUGAAUUAAAUACAUUUAUUAAUUUUUC
Molecule: messenger RNA, 1696 nt
Organism: Drosophila melanogaster (fruit fly)
Lineage: Eukaryota; Metazoa; Arthropoda; Insecta; Diptera; Drosophilidae
Exons: 1
Coding region: 142-1542 (466 amino acids)
Source: RefSeq, marked reviewed